Molecule: messenger RNA, 1797 nt
Organism: Sciurus carolinensis (gray squirrel)
Lineage: Eukaryota; Metazoa; Chordata; Mammalia; Rodentia; Sciuridae
Product: histone H4
Exons: 1
Coding region: 30-341 (103 amino acids)
Biological process (GO): nucleosome assembly
Cellular component (GO): nucleosome
Molecular function (GO): protein heterodimerization activity; DNA binding; structural constituent of chromatin
Source: RefSeq, a predicted model, not a curated record
UUGUUGUGAGGUCCUAGAGAGAACUAGCCAUGUCUGGUCGCGGCAAAGGAGGCAAAGGUCUGGGCAAGGGCGGCGCUAAGCGCCACCGAAAGGUGCUGCGCGACAACAUCCAGGGCAUCACCAAGCCCGCCAUCCGCCGCCUGGCCCGCCGCGGCGGCGUCAAGCGCAUCUCCGGCCUCAUCUACGAGGAGACGCGCGGGGUGCUCAAGGUUUUCCUGGAGAACGUCAUCCGCGACGCCGUCACCUACACGGAGCACGCCAAGCGCAAGACGGUCACGGCCAUGGACGUGGUCUACGCGCUCAAGCGCCAGGGCCGCACUCUCUACGGCUUCGGAGGCUGAGCGUCCAGGUUUUCACCUUCGCUUACGAAUCUCAAUCAAAGGCCCUUUUUAGGGCCGCCCACAUACUCGUGAAAAGAGUUGUACCUUUGGUUUUGCUUUCGUUGCCUAUUGCGCUGUGCGUAGUGCCUACCCAGAGAGCGGUCCGCUUGCUUAUUUCGGGGUUGGAGUCAGAAACUUAACGGGCCUUUGCUGACGUUCCCCACCUCUUGUAGGACAGCGCCGGGGCCUCACUUUCUGGCGGAGGCAUCUGCACUGCCAAGACCACAUGCUAUGGUUCUGGUGGCGCGGUUUCCGGGGAUAGCAGGACAAGCUCGCUUUCACCUUUUUUCUUUUUUGGGUGUGGGGGUUGAAUCUGAAAGUACCACUCGCAACUCCCAGGUGGGCGAACUCUCCUGGAAGUUACCAUUACAUGCCUGCUGCUCGUUUACAGAGAAGUUUUUCUCUAGUACUUUGAUCUCUCCCUUAUCUUCUGCCCUGUUUUCCUUCCUGGGUCGUCAGCGCUGAAGUUUGGCACCCGGCAGGUGUCCGCCCUCACUGCGAGUUCUGUCAAGCUCAGUCCUGCGGAGUAGUCACCCAUGCAGCCCGUGGUGCAAGGUUUGAAGGUGCCUUAACACUGACACUGCUCAUUUCCAGCCACAGGCUGGGGAGUCCUAAGCUGUCCGCCUGAGCUGAGUUUGCAGAUUUUCACCUGCUAAACUUGAGGGUUCUAUAUGGUCUUUUGCCAACUUAGUGGCCCAGCCUGUGGCAAGGCCUAACCGUGAAGCAACUAAGGGGGUAGGAAGCUCCCUCAGAAUACACAUCUUCACAGACGCUCUUUCCAGCUCCUUCCUCUUCCUGUAAAUCGCAAAAUUCAGUAGCUGAUUGUUAUGAAACUUUCCAACAGCACAACAAGGUUAUGAAAAGUUAAAAGUUGCCCAAGUUAGAAAAUUCACCUGAGUAUUCAGUGUCUUUGAUUAAACACUUGGGAGAAAUGUGCGGAUGACUUCAAAAAGAAACUUGCAUGAUUACUUUGCAAACAGGCCGUUUAUCAUGAAUAGCGUGUGAAAUAAGUGAGAUUAAGGAGUUAAGUUCUGGGCUGGAAAUUGAAAUUUAGGUGUCAUCAAAAUACAGUCUGCCCUCCAGAUGCCUGGGUCAAAAUAUGGAUUCGACCAACAGUGGAUGGGAAGAAAAGUACUGAAAAAGUGAGGUCUUUCUCUCGUCAUUAUUCCCUAAAUAAUACACUAACAACUACUUACAUAGCAUUUGCAUUGUGUUGAGUAUUAUAAACCUUUUAGAGAUGAUUUAAACUAUACAGGAGGGGAUGCAUGUAAUUUGUAAGCAAAUGCUAUGGUGCUAUUGUACAUAAGAGACUUCAGUAUUUGCAGAUUUUGUUAUGGGAAAGGUGGGCGUCCUGGAACGAACCUGUCUUAGAUACUGAGGGAAGACUGCAAGUGCUGCUACUGGCUGAGAUUAAGAA